AGAAGGUCCAGAGAUUUAGAAGAACGUGAAAUUCAUCUAGAUAAUGUCCAAAUACACCUGAGAAAAGACCCCUGGAUGACGCACGAUGGGCAGGAAGAGCUCAAAGAGACGUCACAGCGACAGCAGCGACGAGGAAGAAUGUCCCAGGAAGAAUCCAAAGACUUCGUCUAGAGAGAGAAAUAAGGAGACCAACUUGAUUAAUUUCUCCUUCUUGGAUCACAAAGCGGAUUUAACAAGAGUCCUUGUGGGAUUCUCCAACAAUGAUCAAAUUGUUGAGAAUGUCAGUGAUUUCUGGCUCUUUAUAUCUCGGUAUGAGAGUCUGCUGAAGAAGAGUGGCCAGUGUAUUUUGCCUGAACCCACAGAAGUCACUCAGAGAUCUCAUUCCGAUUACAAUAAAAUGUUCUUUAGUAACUUGGAGCUCACAGUGAAGUUUUCGGAGCUUCAGGGACGUUUGUCGACUUACUGCUCCAAAGAGAUCACGACCAAGAGACUUAAACAGUUUCUGCAAAUUGUUAUGCACUAUUUGGAAUUUAAGCAGAAGGAGAAGUUCACAAAGUUGAAGAAACUGAGGAAGAGUCAAGCAAAUUUGCCAGUUGCUAAGUACAAAGAUGAGAUUGUUCAGGCAGUGAAGGAGAAUCAGGUGGUGAUUAUUGCUGGAGAUACUGGAUGUGGGAAAUCUACACAGAUUCCUCAGUAUCUCCAUGAGGCAGGGUAUCGAGGGAUUGCCUGUACUCAGCCAAGGAGAAUUGCUUGUAUUUCAUUGAGUAAGAGGGUUUCGCAUGAGAUGCUAUGUGAAUAUGGGAUGGAAGUUGGGUAUCAGAUAAGGUUUGAGAGGAAUAAGAGUCAAUCGACAAGUAUUUGUUUUAUCACUGAAGGACUCCUCCUGAGGCAAUUGUCUAAUGAGGACAAAGUUUCUCAGUAUGAUGUUAUUGUCUUGGAUGAGAUUCAUGAGAGAAAUCUCCAUGGGGAUUUUCUCCUAGGUGUCACUAAAUGCCUUUUGCAAGUACGUCCGGAUGUCAAACUUAUUCUCAUGUCAGCCACGAUCAAUAUCAAGUUGUUCAGUGAUUACUUUGCAGCUGAAGAAGCCAAGGUUAUUGAGGUUCCCGGAAGGCUCUAUCCCAUUAAGCUUCACUAUAUGCCUCAGAUUCAGGAUUAUGCGGGAAGUAGUAGGGGAGGUAGUCGUUCUGAGAAAUUAAGUCCUGAACCCUAUAUUCAAAUCCUACAGCUCAUUGAUCAGAAAUAUCCAGGAAGUGAACGAGGGGAUGUUUUGAUCUUUAUGAGUGGAAUCAAUGAGAUUACAGCUGUUGUUGAUGCAGCUAAGGAGUAUUCGGAGAAAAAUGGGAAUUGGAUAAUUCUUCCACUUCACAGUAGUCUCUCCCUUGAGGAUCAAGACAAAGUCUUUUCCUACGCUCCAGAAGGUGUCCGGAAGUGCAUUGUUAGUACAAAUAUUGCAGAAACUUCCGUGACUAUCGAUGGAAUUCGCUUUGUUGUGGAUUCAGGGAAGAUGAAAGAGAUGAGUUUUGAUGCAUCCUGCAAGAUGCAGCGCCUGAAAGAAUUCUGGAUUUCUAAGGCUUCUGCGGAACAGAGGAAAGGAAGAGCCGGAAGGACAGGUCCUGGAGUCUGCUACCGAUUGUAUUCGGAAAAGCAGUAUCAGGAUUUGGAGGCUUAUUCUGUGGCAGAGAUCCACAGGGUUCCUCUUGAGAGACUCCUUCUGCAGAUGAUCUCAAUGGGACUGCCCAAUGCAAGAUUAUUCCCAUUUGUGGAAGCUCCGCCAAUGGAGAGGCUCGAGAGUGCAAUUUUGUCCCUGAAGCAACAUGAUGCUCUGACGGCAAAUGAGAGUUUGACCAGUCUGGGAAUGGCUCUGGCCAAAUUGCCAGUUGAUGUUUCAAUAGGGAAGAUGCUCCUGAUGGGCAGUGUCUUCCAGCAAUUGCAGCCAGUUCUGACAAUGGCUGCAGCUUUGAGUGUCCAGACGCCAUUUACGAACAGGGCUUACCGAGAUCACGAAUGUGAGACUGCGAGGAAGGAAUUGGAGUCUGAUCAUGGAGAUCCAGUGACUCUCCUGAAUGCCUUUCGGGCAUGGCUAGAGCUAAAACAGGCCGGAGGGAGGAGAGAACGUGGCCACGAAGUGGAGAAUACGAGACAAUGGUGCAGAAGAAGAGGUCUUGAGGAGCAGAGAUUCUAUGAGAUCACAAAGCUAAGAAGUCAAUUUCAGGACCUUUUGACAGAUUGUGGCCUACUAGAAGCGAUGGAGACGAGAAAGAUGACAAGUGCUGAGAAAACAAUUCGCCACGGAGAGUUGAAGCAACUCAGGCAGCUGCGAAGGGAGCAUCGGAUGGAGAGCCCGAAAAAGAGGAAGCUCCUAAAGAGUGAUUCCUGGCAGAUUGAAUCUGAGGACAAUACUGGAGAUUCUCAAGUAGAUAUCAGAGAUGUAGAAUUUAGGCUCAGCAAUGACAACUACAAGAUGCAAAAUCUCCUGUCCAGUGCUUCAGCUUGCAGCUACAGGGAUAUGAUGACACUAAAACUGAUCUUGGUCAGUGGACUCUACCCUCAAGUAGCCAUAGCGGAUGAAUUUAAUUACUGCAAAAGUCCCAAUCAGCAAUUUUAUCACACAAAUUCCAAGCCUUUCACUUCCCUCCAUCCCAUGGGAUACUUUGCCAAUAAUCCCGAUGUCCUGCAACUCAAUGACAGUGACAGGGUCGAGGGCAUUGGGGAUUACAGAUCCAAGUUAAUCAUCAGCUCAAGGCAUCAAUUAUUGUGCUACCUGAGUCUUCUGGAAACAACAAAACCCUACCUUAUGAACACUCUGAGAAUGCCAGCUGCUCAAACACUCCUCCUCUUUGCCCAUUCCAUCGAUACAAAUCUCACCUGCUCAAGGAUCAUUUGUGACUCUUGGCUAUGCCUGGAUUUUCCAGUUCCAGAAUCCGGACUCAUUCUCCUGCAUAGAGCUUCAAAACUCAGGAAAUUGUGGAAUCACUUGCUAGAGGAGAAACUUAAAGUUCUGACAGAGAGCGUUGAUGAACCAAAAAAGCCUCCUGGGCCGGAAUUUGAGAAACUAGAGCUGGAAUUGUGGGAUGAUUUGACUCUGUUCAUGAAUUCCAAUGUCUACUACACGAUCAAAAGGCUUCUUACGGCUGAUCUCAAGGGUCUCUUUAGAGGAAAAUCCCCAGAAGAUGAUGAUACGGUGGCUCUGGAGCCCAAUCCUUUUGCAGAAACCAAAGAAUCUUACGUGAAUGGGGAAAGAGGAGGAAUUUACGUCACGGACAAUAUUAUCUACGGAAGUGUCCAGGAAACUGAUUGGAGUAUCAAUUUAAUGGAUUUGAGAUGUGACUGGGAAUGCAAGAAUUGUGGCUUGGAAUUGAAUCUCACGGCAAUUGAGAAGCUUCAGCAUCAAACAGUUUGUCAGAUCAAACAGGAACUUCCUGAUAAACCGAAGGAAGAAGUCUCUGCAGCUCCCAAAGCAUCAGGAUCUAAGACCUAUGAAUGUGAAAAGUGCAAAGAAGUUUUUUACUCAGCUAUUGAUAUCCUGAGACACAAGAAAAAAUGUCAAACACUAAAAUCUUAAGGAUAUUUUAUUGUACAGAAGAAUAAAGAGAGAGAGCUUC
Phlebotomus papatasi is the source of this 3602-nucleotide messenger RNA. RefSeq names its product probable ATP-dependent RNA helicase DHX34. The coding region runs from base 86 to 3562 and encodes 1158 amino acids. Gene Ontology annotation, cellular component: intracellular anatomical structure. The transcript has 4 exons. Gene Ontology annotation, molecular function: RNA binding; ATP binding. Lineage: Eukaryota; Metazoa; Arthropoda; Insecta; Diptera; Psychodidae. The record is from RefSeq and is a predicted model, not a curated record. Gene Ontology annotation, biological process: nuclear-transcribed mRNA catabolic process, nonsense-mediated decay.